Molecule: messenger RNA, 2002 nt
Organism: Salvelinus sp. IW2-2015
Lineage: Eukaryota; Metazoa; Chordata; Actinopteri; Salmoniformes; Salmonidae
Product: early growth response protein 2b-like
Biological process (GO): regulation of transcription by RNA polymerase II
Molecular function (GO): DNA-binding transcription factor activity, RNA polymerase II-specific; RNA polymerase II cis-regulatory region sequence-specific DNA binding
Source: RefSeq, a predicted model, not a curated record
AUGUGGCGGAGCGUGGGCGAGGGGUGCAAGGAGGGCACCAUUCCCCACGGAGGCACGCUGUGCAGCCUAUCGGCCGGACACUGGACCUGGAAAAAACCCAUCUGCCUGAGGAAGGCGGCGUUCACACAAUACACUAACAUUUUUGGAACUGUGGGCGUUAAAAAGAGUGAUUGUUUUAGUGAAGAAAAGGGCACCCUCGAGUUGAUUUACCACGGCAACUUUACGCAGCCACCGAGCACUCAGGCUGUGGCAUACACGGGGAAGUUCUCGAUCAAUUCUAGAGGUUUAGGAGGAUACUGGAAUCCCGGGGGUGCCAUUAACGUAGCUAGUGCUGACAUAAGGGUGGCAGCUUCGUCCCCGGUGCCUGCCUUGCCCUCGCCUGAACCACCAAACUUUUACGCAGGAACUGUGAGCUGCACCAUGGCGCAGAGUCAACACGAUAUAAACCACAUGUAUGCUACGCCGUCUUACUCUUGUACCGGGGAWAUGUACCAGGAUCAAUCAACCUACCUGGCAACGUCAACCUGCCCCAUGUCUUAUCCACAGCCGUCGUACUCAUCCUAUACAUCACCAAAGUCGACAGUGGACAGCGCACUCUUAAACAUCAUGCCUGACUACAGCGGGUUCUUCCAGCCAAACUGCCAACGAGACAUCCAGGCAUUUCCUGACAGGAAAGCGUUACCAUAUUCACUGGACUCUCUGAGGGUUCCACCACCUCUGACACCUCUGAACACAAUAAGGAAUUUUACGCUUGGGGGACCUGCGACAGAGGGCCCUUGUCCACCAAAUCCCUACAACACUCCGAACUUACCCCUGAGGCCAAUAUUGAGACCGAGAAAGUAUCCAAAUCUCCCAAGCAAAACGCCUGUCCAUGAGCGACCAUACCCUUGCCCAGCAGAGAGCUGCGARAGGAGGUUCUCGCGGUCGGACGAGCUGAGCAGACACGUCAGGAUCCACACAGGGCACAAACCCUUCCAGUGUCGGAUCUGCAUGCGCAGUUUCAGUCGCAGUGACCACCUCACUACGCACAUCCGGACACACACUGGAGAAAAACCCUUCUCCUGCGACCACUGUGGAAGAAAGUUUGCCAGGAGUGAUGAAAGAAGGAGACACACGAAAAUCCACUUAAGACAGAAAGAGAAAAAGUCAUCAUAAUGACCCAGGCAGAAUGGUUUUUAACAUUCAGAUAAAUGAUGUUUCCCUGCAGCACCAAUUAAUUAAAUAAUAUCCAAAUCAAACAUUCACACUGAAUUUAGCAGACUAUGGUUAAUUAAGGUGACUAAUGCAUUUGGAUAUAUGGUGCAGAAUGAAUAACAACAUAAACGGACAGAGCUAUCACAUUUAUAUUAGGUAUAGAAUACAUUUUUCAUAACAUAACUGUAAAUGUGCACCAACACAAGUGCUCAGUAUAGAAAGUGUUUCAAUAGAGUAGGUGGGGAAAUAGUCACAGAGAUGCUGAAUAGGGGGUAUCAGCCAGCAAGUAGSCUCACUUUUGCCAGUGUUGAGAGACUUCCCACAAUAGAUGAGAUCAUGAUGGGUAUUCCUGCAUUAUAGCUGGGAAAGGAGUGUCAUGACCAAUAUCACAGAGCUGAGUGGUCUGGCCAGGGGCGUGUAUGUUCUGUAUAUUACCCACAUCCAGUUUUGAGAGUGGGGGGGGGGUUAGAGUCCCAUGUGUGUAAAAACUGGAAGCCCUGUACUGUCAAGAGAGACAAUUAAGAACUGAACUGCUUACGUUUGCUUUUCUUUUUAAAAUCUCCUGUUACUUGUUGGAUGAAGAUGAAAGUCAAAUCUGUGUAAGAUCAUUACAGAAAGUAACUAAGGGGAAAUAUGUUUAUUUUACAUGUGUCAUUUUACGUGUUUUUACACACUGAGCAUUGUUCUUUAACUGACUUGAUGCUUCUUGCAAUAAAUGUAGAAUAUGUUAGAUAACUGCUUGUUUGUGUGUUUGUUCAUUGUUUCACAAAUGUAUUCUUAAACCUAAUCCAAAUUAAAUAACUGGGCA